UGUACGUGUGAUGUGUGUGUGGAUCUUGUUGUUGUUUGUAGUAGUGGUAUUUGAUAGUUGUUGUAGUAUGUAGUAUGUAAUGUACGAGAGUGAAAUGGGAUAUCAAAGAAGAAAGAAAUCGAAGGAAAUGCGAAGAAGAAGAAACAGAAACCCUAUCGCGCUUGUGUGUGUGCGACAGACACCACAGCAGCGGUGUGCCAAGAAGAAGAAGAUGAAAAGUAGAAGUAGAAGUAGAAAAAGCAGUCCUCCGACCCCGAGCGCCUGCGCUAAAUUCCCUGAUCGAAAGGGGGCUCGCUCAUCCAAUGUUAAAGGCUGUGCAGCUAGAAGACAGCCAAUAUCAAAGACGAAGACGAAAGUAGUGGUGGUGGUAGUGGAAAUUCAAGUGCGCCCCUGUUUCCCUUUCCCCCCGAAAGUAAAAAAAAAGCCUGGUGCCAUCACUGGUCCGGCGGCUGUCGUGUAGCUCGUAACGUGUCGAUGGUAGUGGUAGUGGUGGUGUGCCAUGUUCUUAUGGCGCUCACUCGCUCCUUUUCUUUCUCUCUCUUGUCCUCAAUCGAGGUGGUAGUAAUAGUAGUGGUGGUGGUAGUAGUAAUGGAAAUCCAUGACUCUAGGAAUC
This is a messenger RNA of Aplosporella prunicola CBS 121167, 613 nucleotides long. RefSeq lists its product as uncharacterized. The coding region runs from base 80 to 460 and encodes 126 amino acids. The transcript has 2 exons. The record is from RefSeq and is a predicted model, not a curated record. Lineage: Eukaryota; Fungi; Ascomycota; Dothideomycetes; Botryosphaeriales; Aplosporellaceae.